Plasmodium coatneyi is the source of this 990-nucleotide messenger RNA. RefSeq lists its product as uncharacterized. Bases 1 to 990 code for a protein of 329 amino acids. The record is from RefSeq and is a predicted model, not a curated record. The transcript has 2 exons. Lineage: Eukaryota; Apicomplexa; Aconoidasida; Haemosporida; Plasmodiidae.
AUGCCUGUUACAACAAGGCAAAAUAAACAUGGGAGAAAAGUUGGCGGAGUCUUUCGCUUUUGCACCAAAGCUUCCUUGUACACGCUUCUAGUCUGGAUUGUAAAUUGCUCCAAUUCGAGCCAAUAUGGUAGUAAUUCGUACAAUGUGAUGAACAAUAGCCUUGGAAAAGCCGUGGAUUCAAGAACUCUGAGGUUAUUAGCAGAAGCUUACGAGGAAGCUAUAGAACAAGAUGGACCUGCAGUAUACGAGGAAGCUAUAGAACAAGAUGGGCCUGCAGUAUACGACGAAACUAUUGAACAAGAUGGACCUGCAGUAUACGAGGAAGCUAUAGAACAAGAUGGGCCUGUAGCGUACGAGGAGGAAGCUAUUGAACAAGUUGCACAGGAAGUUGAACAAGCUUCGGAAAAUGUUGGAGAAAUUUCAGGGGAAGUUGCGGAAGAAGAACAAGUUGUACAGGAAGCUCCAAAGAAUUCAGAGGAAGAAGGAAAAAUUAAAUAUAACGAUGAUGUACCCAAAGGUAUACGAUCUACAGAUGUAAACAAAGAGAAGGAUGCAAUGGAUCGUUACCACGAAAAGGUAUUAUAUUUGCGCACACAUUUUGAACCAAUAAUAACAUACAAUUUUGAAGAGGCAUUAAAACGUUGUAUGGCAUUCGACGCACGAAAACACGGCAUGGAUGUAGACGCGGACCCAUAUGGUUUAUUACAAAAAAAGAACAAAAGAACCUGGCAAACUGGAUAUUUGAGAAUGUAUCAAAACGAUUUUCGCAAUGUUCCAUACAUAGAUGAUUUAAAAAAUAAUGAAGAACUAGAAGAACCAUACCUAGAAAGAAAAUACGUACGCCCACAUCUAACCCCUGAUUCACCAAAAACAACUGCUUUAAGAAGAAACGUAGAAAGAAAAAUAUAUAAAGAAGAAGAUGAAGAGGAGGAAGAAGUAGAAGAAGUAAAAGGAAAGAAAAAGAGAAGAAGAAGAUUCUGCUUCUUUUAA